AUGAACAAAGCAUAUGUCAUAUCACUACUAAAGGAUCAAAAUGAAUCAAUAGUACAUAAGCGAAUACUCAAAUUGACAGGACUCUCUAUAAAACCAUAUGAUUUAUUCGAAUAUAUAAAUGAAUAUUUACAAUCUUUUGAACCUCAACUAAUUAUAGAGAAAUUAUCAUUACCAUCAAACAACCUAAAUGAAAUACCGUCUAAUUUUACAAAGAUACUGAAGAAUUUGAAAUAUUUGGACUUACAUAAUAAUCAAAUUUCAUUUUUAAGUCAUGAUUUUAUAAAUAAUUUACCAAAUUUGGAAGCCUUGGACUUAUCAUCAAAUAAAUUGUCCUACUUACCAAGUAAUAUCUCAUCACUACAUCAUUUAAAGGUUCUAUCUAUAAAAGACAAUGAAUUUGAAUAUAUUACUCCGGAAUUAGGAGAGUUAAAAAGUCUAAAUUUGAUUGAGUUAUCAAAUAAUCCAUUAAUCUUGCCAUCAAUAGAAUUAAUUUCGAAUUUACAAUCUCAAGCAUCCAAUAUUGAAUGGGUGAGUGAAUUAAAACACUACCUCAUAUCAAAUCAAACAAUCUUGCAUCAAAAGAUAGUAGAAUUAAAAGAAGAUAAUCAAUUUCAGACAUUAGAUCAAUGGCAAAGUAGUGCUAACAAUUCCAUGCAUAUCACACCUCCAAGUAUGAGAAGAUCACAUAGCAUUAGCGAGCCAGGUAAAUCUAAAAUAUCUACAAAAGCUUCCAAAAGAAUGGGACUAAUCAUUAAAAAGACAGAUGAAAAUGGAUCUAGUACAGAAGAUUUGAAUUCAUCAACAAUUCAUUCAUUUUCAAGAAGUUUCAAUCAAGAAGAUUUACCUCAUUCUGCUUCAGCGGUUGAAACAACUUUUCAAAUUUCAAGUCCACCUCCGCAACCUUUACAUACGAACUUAACUGCUCCCAACUCAGCUUCAAAUUCACCAUCAACAACUCUCAAUAAACCAACUUUAAGAUCAAGAUCAAAUACAAUGAAAGAAAUUGAUCAGAUUUUAGAGAAAAAUGAUAACGUAGAUACUGAGCAUAAAUCAAGUGCUUAUUUUAAAAGAUUAUCGGUGUUGCAAGAACAGCCUUCGGAUGAGGUUGAAAGUAAUGUUUCAAUUUCAAGACCUACUACUAGACAGACAUUGGAUCCGAAUUUCAAACAAACUCAACAAGCAACAUCUUCAGCCAUAGCAUCAUCAACUCAUCCAUCAUCUUCCUCAAAUAUACCAAUCUCCACAGACGGCUCACCUAAUAGAGUCUCACAACCUACAAAGAAACAUACAAAUGCUGUAAUCAUCAAAGUAUCUAGAAAAGUUUUAUUUUCAUUUAGUGAAUUACAUUCAUCAAUUAGAAGAUUUACAGCAUUUUGUACCGAUAAGAAAGUCACUAUGAAAAUGGUAUCCUAUUUAUAUGGAACAAAAUCAAAUAUAGAUAAUCUUGUUGAGAAUCUAGAAAUAGUAGAAGAAAAUGGAGGUAAUACAGAACAAAUUGCACAAUCAUUACAAACAUGUAUGAUGUCAUUUAAAUCAAUUAUGAAUUUGUUACAUCAAAAUAUAAAUAAAUUUGUUUCCAAAAUAGAUGUUUGUUUUAUAAGAAUGUUAUAUUUAUCAAUUUUUGGAUCAAUUAGUGAAUUACAAAAUGCUUACAAUUUACUUACGGUUAAAACAUCCCCUGUGAAAUCUUCAACCAAUGAAUUGAAACAAAAAUUGAGUAUUAAUACAAAUGUUGGAUCUUCUUUCAAUGAAGUAGACGAAAAAUUAUACGCAACAAUUGAAGCCGCUAUUUCGAAUGCUCAAUCUAUAUUUACAGAUCUUAAUAAAAAUGUAAAUAGAGGGGCUACUGCACAUUCCGCUUCUGUACUGCCUAGUGUGACAGCUAAGAUUAAAGAUUUGUCAAAUAAUUGUGGACUGUCACUAGAUAUAAUCAAGAGAUUGAGUACAAGACUUAUAACUAUUAGAAAUAAUCCAUCACAAACAACCAAAAAAUUAUUUGCUGAAGAUAUAAAUCAAUUUUUGAAGUCUAUUGUACAAAUCUUAGCUGCAGUGAAGGGAAUUGUUGUGGAUAUACCCAUACUUGAUGAUGUAAGAGCUUCUAUGUCUAGUAUUACAAAGACAGCUAAAGAAGUUACUUAUAUGCUAGAGAUAUCCUCAUAUAAGUCAUUACUAGCUGAGUCUUCAAGUAGUUCCACAUCAAAUCAACCACCAAAUUUUACACCAUUAUCAGCACAUGCCCCCGCCUUACCAUCUACUGCAACAUUUAAUAAUGGGCCGGUUCCCAUAAGAAAUCCAAUGAUGCCUACAACUAAUGCAUCUACUACAAAUAUACAAGAACAAGAGACAACUUUACAAUCAAAUGGUCCAUUAACUGCUCCUCCACAAUCUUCAGGUCAAAUAUUUGCUAAAAAUGGAAUGAAUCCAUUCGAUAAAUUGAUUAUGACUAAGAGUGAUGAACUAUAG
Molecule: messenger RNA, 2463 nt
Organism: Lodderomyces pseudojiufengensis
Lineage: Eukaryota; Fungi; Ascomycota; Pichiomycetes; Serinales; Debaryomycetaceae
Gene: SOG2
Product: Sog2p
Exons: 1
Coding region: 1-2463 (820 amino acids)
Cellular component (GO): plasma membrane
Molecular function (GO): protein binding
Source: RefSeq, a predicted model, not a curated record